UUGAUAUAAUUAUGGUGUUUUGCAGGCGGAUGUUGAUAAAGCGGUGCAGGCUGCUCGCCUCGCCUUCUCUUUGGGCUCCGUUUGGAGAAAGAUGGAUGCGUCUGAGCGCGGACGCCUGCUGGCCAAACUGGCCGACUUGGUGGAGCGAGACAGCGUCUAUCUAGCAACUAUUGAGUCGCUGAACAGUGGGAAGCCUUUCCUGCCCACCCUGUUUGUGGAUCUCCAGGCAACGAUAAAGACUCUCAGAUACUUCGCUGGAUACGCAGACAAGAUCCACGGGACCUCCAUCCCGAUGGAUGGAGAGUAUCUGACGUUCACCAGAUAUGAGCCCAUAGGAGUUUGUGGACAAAUUAUCCCCUGGAACUUCCCUCUGAUGAUGACGGCGUGGAAGCUGGCCCCGGCAGUCGCCUGUGGAAACACCGUCGUCCUAAAACCGGCCGAGCAGACGCCCCUCACCUGCCUCUACAUAGCGGCUCUCACCAAGGAGGCCGGGUUUCCACCGGGAGUCAUCAAUAUUUUGCCAGGAUACGGUCCAACAGCAGGAGCUGCGAUUGCUUCGCACAUGGGCAUAGACAAAGUGGCUUUCACGGGAUCAACCGAGGUUGGCAAGCUGAUCCAAGAGGCGGCGGGGAAGAGUAACCUGAAGAGAAUAACGCUGGAGCUGGGAGGGAAGAAUCCCAACAUCAUUUUUGCAGAUGCAGAUUUGGAUGUUGCGGUUGAACAAGCCCACCAGGGCGUGUUCUUCAACGCGGGCCAGUGCUGCACAGCGGGUUCCCGCAUAUUUGUGGAGGACUCCAUUCAUGACGAGUUUGUCCGAAGGAGCGUGGAACGAGCCAAGAGGAGGACAGUGGGCAGCCCCUUCGACCCCACGACUGAGCAGGGUCCGCAGAUCAGUCGGGAGCAUCAGAACCGUGUGCUGGAGUUCAUCCAGAGCGGCGUCAGUGAAGGAGCCAAGCUGGAGUGUGGAGGCAAAGCUCUGGGCCUGAAAGGUUUCUUCAUCGAGCCCACCGUGUUCUCCAACGUGACGGACGACAUGCGCAUCGCCAGAGAGGAGAUUUUUGGGCCAGUCCAGCAGAUUAUGAAGUUCAAAACGAUUGAAGAAGUGAUUGAAAGAGCCAACAACUCAGACUACGGUUUGGUUGCUGCUGUUUUCACCAGCGACAUCAACAAAGCCAUGACCAUAACCGCUGCCCUGCAGGCCGGCACGGUGUGGAUAAACUGCUUCAAUGCUCUGAGCACACAGUGUCCGUUCGGCGGAUACAAGAUGUCUGGCAAUGGACGUGAAUUGGGAGAAAGUGGCCUGAGGGAGUACACAGAGCAGAAGACCAUCACAAUAAAGAUGGCCUCCAAAAACUCUUAAAGGCAGACACGCAUCUUCCUCUCCAUCGUCAUCCUCACACUGUCCACAGCAGCAGACCACACCGGCCGUCCAAACUAGCUCUCUCCAUGGUUAAACUCAGCCUCCACUCUCUCUCCACCCACAUUAACUCGACCUGGCGGCCCCCCACCCCGCCGUCUAUCUUCAGGUCUCCACUGGCAACCACUGACCCCGCACUGUUUACCUCCUCCUCCACUAACAACACUAAAGCACUCACAGAGAUGAUAUGGGAGGAUGCUCCGACCGCGCCGUCCAACGCCGUCGCUCCCCACUGCCCCUCUCCAGAUGCUGGAAGCUCAGAGACUCGGUCGCUGCACUUGCAAUAAGCCCUUUACUAGCUACUUGUCGCGUGUUGGGAGUUUCCUUUCUGCUGUGCGACAUGAUUGUCAAAACCUCAUUCUUCCUCGUCUUGGUUAGGAUUUACGGGCGCGCGCCGGCUCGUUCCGAGACCACUGAUGUUUCCGUCAGCCUCACACGUGAACGGAUGAAAUGUUGAUUCAGAAUUUAAAUUGACUCCUAAUUGUCUUUGUUUAUAUAUUAGCUCAUAUGAUCUAACACUGUAUGUAAACCUUUGACUGACGUAAAGUUGUUAAACUCUUAAAAAGCAUUUUACACUCACUUGUUUUAAAAAAAAGAACGAAAAAAAAGCGGAGUAGGUGUAUUUUAAACUUUUGUAACUAUCAUUGAUGUCCAUGUAUGUUUAUGUUUAUACAAUCGUAUGCUAUAAAAUUAUAAAAUGACUGUAGUUAUGUUCUUUUGCAGUAAAUCAUUUUUCUUUUGCUGUAAAAAUUUUGAGUGUUUUUUUAGAGCUUUGUGUCUCAGGAGGUCUUGCUGUCUUUAAUCUUAUCGAUUUCUUUAUUAUUAAACUAAUCUGCCUGACAAACCUUUAACAAACUAAAGUGCUGCAAACAAUUACUUAAACCCCGACAAAUUUCUUCUGUGUUCUGUUUUUCUCACUUUUGGACAAAAAUAUAAUAAAACUACAAUGAUAACUUGUAUAUUAUGGGAAUAAAUGACGUCCAAACCGA
Molecule: messenger RNA, 2406 nt
Organism: Poecilia latipinna (sailfin molly)
Lineage: Eukaryota; Metazoa; Chordata; Actinopteri; Cyprinodontiformes; Poeciliidae
Gene: aldh1a2
Product: aldehyde dehydrogenase 1 family, member A2
Exons: 11
Coding region: 92-1360 (422 amino acids)
Molecular function (GO): oxidoreductase activity, acting on the aldehyde or oxo group of donors, NAD or NADP as acceptor
Source: RefSeq, a predicted model, not a curated record